This is a messenger RNA of Trichoplax adhaerens, 981 nucleotides long. RefSeq lists its product as uncharacterized. The record is from RefSeq and is a predicted model, not a curated record. Gene Ontology annotation, molecular function: ATP binding; tau-protein kinase activity; protein serine/threonine kinase activity. The transcript has 8 exons. Lineage: Eukaryota; Metazoa; Placozoa; Uniplacotomia; Trichoplacea; Trichoplacidae. Gene Ontology annotation, cellular component: cytoplasm. The annotation marks the transcript as partial. Gene Ontology annotation, biological process: protein phosphorylation; intracellular signal transduction; microtubule cytoskeleton organization.
AUGCGACCAGUUCGCGUUGGAUUUUACGAAAUUGAGCGGACGCUAGGCUAUGGCAACUUCUCUGUCGUCAAGUUAGCACGCCAUCGCAUUACAAGUACACAGGUGGCUAUUAAAAUCAUCGAUAAAGAUCAGCUUGAUAAAAACAAUUUGGCUAAAAUUUACCGAGAAGUUCAAAUAAUGAAGUUGAUGGAUCACCCAAAUAUUAUAAAGCUGUAUCAAGUCCUGGAAUCGAAAUGUAUGCUUUACUUGGUGACUGAAUAUGUCAGCAACGGUGAAAUGUUUGACCUACUUUCACAGCGUGGUAGAUUGACUGAAGAUGAAGCUAGAAAAAAAUUUCAGCAGAUUGUUCUAGCAGUCGAAUAUUGUCAUGAUCAUCAUGUUGUUCAUAGAGACUUGAAAGCCGAAAAUCUUCUCUUAGAUUCUAAAGGCAAUAUUAAACUUGCAGACUUUGGAUUCGGUAAUACGUACGAAGAUGAUCAGUUAUUACGGACGUAUUGUGGUAGUCCGCCUUAUGCAGCACCAGAAGUAUUCCAAGGCAAGGCGUACAAUGGACCUAAGCUUGAUAUUUGGAGCUUGGGUGUGGUGUUAUAUGUACUUGUAUGUGGUUCUCUACCUUUUGAUGGAAAUACACUUUCUGAACUUCGGAGUGUAGUACUAAAUGGUAGAUAUAGAAUACCUUACUAUAUGUCAAGAGACUGUGAGCAGCUCUUGCGAAGAAUGCUUGUAAUCGACCCUGAUAGACGCUAUAGUAUAAAACAAGUCAAGCAACAUCGUUGGUUAGCGUUCUCGCCGAAACUGCGGCAAAAGGAUUAUGGUAAACCAGCCAUUGAUCCCGCUACGUUAAAUGCUUAUAAAGAAAAAGCCCUACAAAAUAUGGAAAAACUUGGUAUAGACAAAAAGAAGACAAUGAAUUCUAUCGCUAAUAAUGCCUUUGAUCACUAUGCUGCGAUCUUCUCAUUUUUGGUUGAUAAAUUAAAAGCU